UGAAAAAAAAAAUACGGGUUUCUCCACAACGUGCGCGCCCUAGCUCUCCACACAUAAAUCGUGCGCGGUUUUCACUCUCGUUCUUCUGAUGCCUUGUUGCGUUUUCUUCCCACACUUUAUCUCUGCCCAACUCCAUCUUAUUGCUGUCAAAAAAGGAGAGAAAGGGCAAAAGCGGUGGUGGGUGAGUGAAGAUGGUUGUGUCGCUGUGGGUGAGGGAGUGAGGCGGUGGGUGAAGACUGAAGAGGGUCGUGUGGUUCUUGGAGAGAAUGGAGAAGACUAAGGUGAGGAGGAAUGUGAGUGAAUGAAGACGAAGGUGGGAAAGCAAAACUGUUUUGUAAAUGAAAUUGCAAUGCAAGUGGGUUUAAAGGUCGUUGUGGGUGAGGGAGUGAGGCGGUCGGUGAGUGAAUGAGACGGUGGGUGAGUGAGUGAGGCUUGUUGAGCAGCUCGAGAAGAUGGUGGGAAAUUGGGAAUGGGAAGAGUGAGAAGUGAAUUAGGAAAAUGUGGCUAGUCUUAAAUUCUCCAAGUUCACUCAAUGUAGCACUGCAGUUUACAGGGAAGCCGAUUCAAUUGAUUCUAUGCGUUAUUCAUGAACAAAGGAAUGACAUAAACAUUUGUAAGAAAAUUGAUGCUUCAUGUAAUACUUUUCUUGUUAAACUCCAAGCACUACGUAUCAUUGCUUGUUGUUCUCACUCAACCCUCAGCACCAGCCUCAGCCUCUCGACCCCGACAAGCUCCAGGACCACUUUAACAAUUUCUAUGAAGAUCUCUUUCAGGCGCUCAGCAAGUUGGAAAUGUAUAUGUUCAGUAAAAAGAGGAAGAUCAUGCCCCCAAUGCUCUGAUGAACCUCACUGGAAGAUUUUAUUCAUGUACUCAAUUUCCCCCUUUUCUCAUCCAGUUAAGGUCAAUAUAUUGGAGAUGCCCAAAUGGGCCUAUGACAAGGCAGCUCUCAAGUGCAAUGGAAGAGAGGCAGUGACCAACUUUGAGCCAUGUACAUAUGAAAGCGAGAUGAAACCCGAAGCUAUUAAUGAAGGUGGUAAUCACAAUCUUGACCUCAAUUUGGUUAUGGCAACCCCAGGAAAUGGUCCCAAAGAUAACAGGGGUCAUCUUCAGUCCCAGCCCGUCCCUUACAACAUGCAUCCUGGAAGAAUUUCAAAGGUUUAUGGUGAUAGUGAAGUCUUUUGGAUUUUAAUGAGCAAGCUUUUGGAGAAUUUAGUUGUCAUCUUUUUGUAUCGUACUUACUCUUUCAUUAUUAUAUGUGUAAGCGUACACUUAAUAUGUUUGUUUAUUUUAGCCAAUUUUGUUUGGCAACCUUAAAAGAUUAACUUUGUCAUUUUUUAAUUGUAUUUCCUUCUAUCAAAUAUUAUUACAUGAUAAUCAAGAGAUUUGUGAACUAUGUAAAUUUUCAUUUGGACAAAUAUUUAACAGGUUUCUUUAGCUA
Molecule: messenger RNA, 1438 nt
Organism: Lotus japonicus
Lineage: Eukaryota; Viridiplantae; Streptophyta; Magnoliopsida; Fabales; Fabaceae
Exons: 8
Coding region: 499-1314 (271 amino acids)
Source: RefSeq, a predicted model, not a curated record